ACUCCGACGAGUGCAAGCGUACGACGGUGACGACCCAUACGAGCUCGACGUCGUCAACGAUGGUGGCGACUCCGGCGAAACCGCCCAGAUCACCCAUGUCCGCCGGCUUUGAUCGGACGCAAGCGCCCGCUCUAGGCCUUCGCGCCGGUAUGGAGGCGGCAUUCACGCACCAUAAAGUGCCAGAUGCUGUAGAUCCUUUCGGUGCCAGAAAGAAUCCGUGGCAUUCUGGUGUGGACGCAUUGCUUGCUACCGCGCUCUUCCGCUGCUGGCAUAUUUUACUUUUCUUCACCGGCUGGGCUACCGCCGUCACUUUGAUCAGCAAAUACGUGACCUCUCUGGGCAUCCAAAGUACUCUACUUACUGUAAUCGGUACCGUUCUCGGUUUUGUAAUUUCUUAUAGGACGACGUCUAGUUUCGAGCGUUAUAAUGAGGGAAGGCGGUAUUGGUCACAGAUCGUGCUCGCGAGUCGGACUUUUGCUCGUACAGUUUGGUUCCAUGUCCCAGACACCAUGUCCUACGGUGCGGGUGACGAGCACCUAUCAGAGGAGGAGAAAAAGGGCAGAGUCAUCGUCGAGAAGAAGACUGUGAUCAACUUGCUCGAGGCAUUCAGUAUCGCCGUAAAGCACUAUCUCCGUGGUGAAGACGGUAUCUACUACGUCGACCUGUAUCACCUGGUGAAGUUCCUGCCAUCGUAUGCACUCCCGGCCGGGUUGCCCUCUACCGCGGACGUAAGAGAAUAUCCAGAAGGCAAGGAUGUCUCGGACACACUCUCCGCCACGAGCCCCUUCUCGUCUUCCAUGUCCCACCCGAAUCUCCCGGAGGCUGCUAAAGAGGGUAACGGCGUCUCUCAGCGCCUGGCGUUCUCGGCGUCUGCACCGCACCUCCCGCAGGACACACCCAAGAAGAAGGUCAACUUGCAGGUCCCCACCUCCCCUCGGUCCCAGCAGGCGUUCGACGUCGAAAAGGGUACGACGCACAGCACGGGCGAGGACUUCCUUCUUCCUGCAAGGAUGCCGCCCAAGUACCACCUCUUUGACAUAUUCCCGUUCUCGCUUCUCGUGAAGGCGCUUACUAAGCGCGGCCAGGAGGUGAAGGGAAAAAAGGCUGCGAGGCUGAGGGCCCGACUCAGGAGGAACGAUACGCACAACUUGCCGCUGGAGAUCUCUCUUUACCUGAGCUCGUACAUUGCUGCUCUCCAGCAGCGCAAGGCUAUCGACCCGCCAACGUCCAGCUUGCUGCUCGCUACCCUGAACCAACUCGUGGAUGCCCUCACCGGUCUGGAACGUAUUCUUACCACUCCCAUUCCUUUCUCUUAUUCCAUACACCUCUGGGUAGUAACUGUCAUUUACUGUUUGGCCCUGCCCUUCCAAAUCUACACCUACCUGGGAUGGAUUACCAUCCCCGGCACUGCGAUCGCGAGCUUCAUCUUUUUCGGCUUCCUCGUUGCCGGCGAAGAGAUCGAGAAUCCCUUUGGCUACGACAAGAAUGACCUCAACAUGGACCAUUUCACGCACAAUAUUAUCCGCAACGAGCUGCGUGCCAUCACCGCGACACCCGCGCCCGACCCCGCGCACUGGGCCUUCAGCCCGCAGAACAACCUCGUCUUUGCCCUUUCGCAUCGGUGGGACCAGGAGGAGCGCGUUGCACCGGAGGAGUGGUUGAAGAGGGGCUUGUCGAGUAUGCGCGUUGCGCUGGCGAAUGAGGUCUAAGCUGCCUCCGGGUCGUUGACGUAUGGUAAUGGGCUGGUGCUGGGUACCAGUAAGUAAAAGCAUCUCGCGCUGUCGUCUUCAUCUUUAGUAUUGUUGGGUCGACAGAAGAUCGGACGUUCUUGCAUAACAUUAGAUAGUUACGCCCACUGCAUACUCCGCUAUCAUACCACAUCAAGUAAUACUGCAUUGCAUCGUGUUCAUAGAUAGGUGAAGGGAAACCAAUUUCGUGUC
Messenger RNA from Gloeophyllum trabeum ATCC 11539, 1940 nucleotides. RefSeq names its product UPF0187-domain-containing protein. Gene Ontology annotation, molecular function: chloride channel activity. Lineage: Eukaryota; Fungi; Basidiomycota; Agaricomycetes; Gloeophyllales; Gloeophyllaceae. The coding region runs from base 60 to 1709 and encodes 549 amino acids. The record is from RefSeq and is a predicted model, not a curated record. The transcript is spliced from 10 exons.